ACGCAGAGCCGAACCCGGAAGAGAGCACGGAUCACACACAGCAGCUUGUCCCUCUUAGUGGCGAUGCUAAACCUCGGAGCUGUCUUCCCGCCCCACCUGGGAUGGAUUUAGAAGAGGCGCUUCAGGUAGUUGGCGAGUUUGGACCCUACCAGAAGCGGGCGGUGGCUAUCCUCCUUCUGACACAGGUGUAUAUGGCCUGUCAGUCCAUGCUGAUUGUCCUGAUCGGAUCUACACCACAUUAUCGGAUCGAGCAGCAGGACGUCGUCCCAUCCAGCCAGCAGGAGCUCAUCCAACCUGUCACCUUUACAGAAGACAUUGACUCCAUAGUGACCGAGUGGUUUCUCAUCAAGCAGCAGGCCUACAAGGUCAGUCUGGCUGGAUCGCUCUUCUUCGCAGGGCUUCUGGUCGGAAACAUCGUCUUUGGGCCGCUCUCAGACAGGAUUGGGAGGAGACCUGUCUACUUGACAGGUCUGUUUUUUGAGGUAAUCUUUGGUUAUGUGACCGCCUUCGCUCCCAGCUAUGAGGUCUUUGCCGUGUCCCGUCUCCUAGUGGGGCUGAUGAACGGCGGCAUCGGCCUCGUGUGUUUCGUUCUAACUCAGGAGUACGUGGGCAAGUCCUACUGGGCCAUGACCGGGACUUUGACCAGCAUGACUUUUGCCAUUGGUAUCGCCCUGUUUGGAGCUUUGGGCUACUUCAUCCAGCCCUGGAGGAGCCUGGCUGCUGCGGCCAACUCAUCCGGGGUCCUGUUCUUCCUGCUGUCAGUCACUCUCCCAGAGUCUCCUCGUUGGCUGUACUGUCAGGGUCAAACUCAGCAAGCUGAAGAGGUCCUUCGCUACAUAGGGCUAAGAAACGGCAAUGCCGCUAAGAACCUAGUGUUGCAGCGAAUCACCACUGCUAAGGCUGGUAACCAUGACAACAGGGGAGCAGGUGUCCUACAGCUGGUGCUCCAUCCUGUCCUCCGACAGAGGACCAUGGUGCUCAUGUAUGUCUGGUAUGCAUGCAGUCUGGUGUACUAUGGUCUGACUCUAGGAGCCAGUGAGAUGUCUGGUAGCCGGUAUAUGAAUGUAGCCAUGUACGGCCUGGUGGAGCUGCCCGCCUACCCCCUCUGCAUAUACUUCAUCAACAAACACUGGGCUGGCAGGAGGAAAAGCAUGGCUAGUUUCUUGUGUCUGGCCGGCUCUGCCUGCCUCUGUACCAUGUUCAUCCCUGAAAACACAGAGACGUUAGUGAGCGUGACAUCGUUGGCUUUGUUGGGAAAACUGAUGGUCAGUGCAGCUUUCAACAUCGUCUACAUCUACACCUCUGAACUCUACCCGACAGUAAUCAGGAACGCAGGUUUGGGCGUGUGCUCCAUGUCGUGCAGAGUUGGAGGGAUCCUUGCACCAUUUGUUCCCUCUAUGCGGGCUCUCCACACCUCUAUGCCCUUCACUGUGUUCUGUCUGAGUGGUCUGUCUGCGGGCUGCGUGGGCCUCCUGCUGCCUGAAACACUCGACAAACCUUCCGCGGAGACGCUGGAGGAGCUCAGCAGCCCGACGCCCAACCGAGUGCUGGAGAGCAAGGCUCUUUUAUAUGAGGAUGACAAAUGGAAAUCAAACUUCAAAUGAAGCCAGCUUGAACACAACUCAUUCCGACUGCACCUGUUGCCUCAAAAUGAUGAACUGUCCCUUUAAUUGAGCAAAAAAGGUCUGAUCAGCGUGCUCACUUUUGUAUCUGUUUAUGUGACAUUGACAAUGGGACGAGGGCUUCGAUGGGGACCAAUGCUGUCUCUGUGAAUUCAAGGGGAGAGUCCUGACUUGACUUUUCCUCUUGUAUCUUAUUUUACACAGAAGCCAAACAAUCGAUUCACUGCCUUUUAUUGAAUUUCCUUAAUGUGGUGCUUGUGCCUUAUUUGGGAAGUAGAGAGAGCACAGAUACAACAGGUCGGAUUUACGUCUUAUACAUUCCAGAGAGGCUGGGGAGUCGAAAAAAUGUAUUUCCUUCUCGAUAAAGUGUGAUGGAAUAGUUGGGGCUUUCCACCAGAGUUGGCUACAAAUGACAAAACUACAGUGACAGUGCAGGAACAUUUAUGUCACAUGUGCCUAGGUCAAACAUGUUAGAAGUCCCUCAAAAUACAAAUAAGUUACACCUGUGUCAACUCAUUUUCUGCAAGUGCCCAUAUUUUUCAAGGACCAAUAUGUAACUGUGACACCAAGCGUUUAAAACGGGUACUUCAGCCCAAAUUCAAAACAUUGGAGAGCCUAUAUAGGUCAGGUAAAAUUAGUUAUAUCUGAACCAGUUCACUUGCCCCACCCAUCACCUGUUGGUUUGCUGUUUGCCUGGCCCAACGAGGGAGGAGAAGCAAGACGUCUGUGUGGGGGGUGCUGCCUAUUUUUCUGGUCAAAACAAAUAGAAACCAUUCCACAGUGGAAUCAAAACUUAAAGGACAUAUUGGCUGCUGUUUUAUUGAUAGAGAAGCCAGCACUUCGACAUAGCAUGUUUCCUUUAUGCCUGAUUAUAUAGUAAGGUCAUUUUAUGAUAUUUAAUUCAUAAAAUACAUUCCAUAAUGGACCUUUAAUAAGUGUUCACAGUAGCAAAGUAUGUCAUCAGGUAUAAGGAUGCCUCUAAAGGUAACUAUUGAAAUGAUCAGUCGAGAACAAAUAGAACUAUGCAGGAGCAGCAUAGCAGGCUGUGAACUUUAACAAGCAAGUCACAAAAGUAGCCUUCAGUGUUCAGUGUUUUUGACAGGAGCUCUGUCAUCCACAGAGGUCUCCUCCUCUCUAAAACCAAAAAACCUCUAUUUACUAAAAACGUUAUUAAAGCAGUGUCAAUGCAAAAGCAUGCCAAGCUGCAGCUGCCUAACCUCAUUAGCUGAAUGAAAUCCUUCACUUUGGUAAAUUAUACAGAAAAAAAAUAACAGUGCCAUAAUUUGAAACGGUAAGGAAGCAGUUUUCUGAUUAUGCCUAAAUAUCUGGUUGGCAGUCAGCAUUUGUUUUACAGAAACAUAAAAGGCUGAAACAGUUUCCUGUGGCACUAAACUGAAAAACAAACUCUUCAACCUCCAAGCUUUGAUUUGUUUGUGUGUUACAGUGUAAAAACUCACAGCACAUGCUCACCUGUAUGAAAACUGAAACUAUAUGCGCCUUACUCUGAUGCAUUAUGCUAUUCAUAAUUUAUUUCUGGAGUUUAAGCUCAGAUGAUUAUGAAACAGAACUCCUUCUCCAGAUCGAUAAUGGUUCUUGCUGUUAUCAUGAGCCACACUGUAGAUAAUUCUGGUCAGAUAUGAAUUUAAAAAACAACAGCCCUAUACCUAAAACUGGACAGAAGCUUUAAAAAAGCUCUGGUAACUCUGAUUUAAAUAAGAAAUACUUUUCAGUAAACAUUGUCAAAUAUAUGAAUAAAUAACAAGCCAAACAAGUUACACACAAGACCAAACUUUUUAUCUAAUUUGGGAGUGAUGCUCUUGCAGAGCUGCAGCCUGAGGGUCAGUCAGGAAUAAGCAUGUAUCUUCUGUGAAGCAAAGUUGGACAUAUUAGUAAUUUAUGUUGAGCAGUUUGUAAAUCAAAUCUCAGCGUUUCAUCCCCAGCUGUAGAAUUGAUGCUUCUUUAUCAAUUAUAAAGGUUUUUGUUUGAAACAACAAAACUGUCAUCAAUUUAAAAAAAAAACCGAGUCACAUUAAUGUCAUUUUGUACCACAUACAGGACGUGCUAGUCCAAGUAAGAUGAACAUUCACUGCUUUCUGUGAGACGACAGAUGGAAACGCUCUACCUCCUGUGCCUUAAACUAUCAGGUUGACAUGUUUUCAAAUGUAUUAUAAAUGAUAUAUUGAUAUGUAAUUAAAGAUGUGAAAAUAUUAGAAGAAA
Labrus mixtus (cuckoo wrasse) is the source of this 3839-nucleotide messenger RNA. It is a transcript of the gene slc22a15, whose product is annotated as solute carrier family 22 member 15. The record is from RefSeq and is a predicted model, not a curated record. The transcript is spliced from 13 exons. NCBI's taxonomy places the organism in Eukaryota, Metazoa, Chordata, Actinopteri, Labriformes, Labridae. Gene Ontology annotation, molecular function: transmembrane transporter activity. Gene Ontology annotation, cellular component: membrane. Bases 102 to 1604 code for a protein of 500 amino acids. Gene Ontology annotation, biological process: transmembrane transport.